Cimex lectularius (bed bug) is the source of this 4104-nucleotide messenger RNA. It is a transcript of the gene pum, whose product is annotated as pumilio homolog 2. Gene Ontology annotation, biological process: post-transcriptional regulation of gene expression. The record is from RefSeq and is a predicted model, not a curated record. Lineage: Eukaryota; Metazoa; Arthropoda; Insecta; Hemiptera; Cimicidae. The coding region runs from base 633 to 3986 and encodes 1117 amino acids. Gene Ontology annotation, molecular function: mRNA 3'-UTR binding. Gene Ontology annotation, cellular component: nucleus; cytoplasm. The transcript has 22 exons.
CAUUCAUAAACUAGUUGUUUAGAUAAAAGUGUAGUUCUAGUUUUUUGUUUUUAAUUCAAAGUUUAUAAUUUUGUUGAUCGAAAACCAGUUUCAAAGGGCAUUUUAUAUAUUUGUAAAGAAGAUUAUUGUGCCCAGCGGGUGGCGAAAGGAUUCACGUAGUGAAAAUUAUUUUUGAUUUGAGACGAAAUUGGCGGGAAUCCCGAUUUCCCAGGAUGCACUGAGCCGAAUACAAAACCAAGAUGUCGAACGUUAGUCAGAUUUCAUUCAUGUAAUUUAUCCGUGUUCAUCCUCCUACUUUGGGGGCAUGUAUAUGUAAAUAGUUGUGUCAUUAUAAAUUGUAAUAUAUAUAGUGAAACGAGCCUUGUACAUUUAUAAUAUAUAGUGGAUUCCGUUUGUAAAAAGUCGAGAAUUGUAAUAAAAAAAAAGGGAUAAAGAAACCACAACAAAUACGGAAGGUAGAACGUACGGGAGGAAAAAACCGAGCUCAAGUGCAUGUUUCAAUCGAAUUGAAUUCGUUUUCUGUGGAACGAGAAGACCCAACGACAGCCGGAGGAUCGAAACUUCAACGAGGAAAGAAUCCGACGUUGUACGAGAAUUGGAACUUCGCCUCGUUUACCGAUAUAAAUAAACAAAUGAAGUGGCUUGCUGCUGGAGACUCAAGGGAAAUGUUGGGGGAGAGCAACGGCAUUGUACCUGCUCAGCAAGUGGCUAGGCAACAGCAAUCUAACCAAUCACAGAUUGUUGGCAGCGGGAGUGUAGACAAUGCCAGGACACGAGCUCAAGAUGAUGCCAUGGUGGGUUACAUUUAUCAAAGACCCCAGGAUCAACAGUGGUCACACCAUAAUUUGACCCAAGGUGGAGGUGAUGCGGUGAUGUAUCAGGAUUUAAGAGGACCAGCUCAAAUGCAAGAAAUGCAGCCUAGAAACGGACAGGUACAAGAUUUACUUCCCGAAUUAUUCCACAUCCAGAACCUAUUGAUUCCAGUGAAAACCAAACCCAAGAAGUAUAAAUCACGGCGUUAUCCCUCAAAUAUCGCACCGUCGGCCAAGAAGCUGUGGGGGGUUGAGGAGCCUAAAGACGAACCGAAAGGAAUAUUACUGAACGAACACCAGAUGUGGAGAGAUUCGACCUGGAGCACAUCAGAUCAUGCAGUAUCACAGCCAAUAACAAUGGUUGCAAGGAGAUCGGGCAGCUUCCCUGGCAGUGAAGCAGGAAAUAUUCUAUCGCCUAGAUCAUCAGAAACUAGCGGGCUUGGAGUUAAAAUGGUUGAGUAUGUGCUCGGUACCUCCCCGACUAGCAAGGAGCUUGAGCCUAGAAUGAGAACACUAGUUAUGUCAAAUGAUGGUGGAGAGAAAAAAGACAAAGACAAAGCUCCUGCAUCUCCUUAUGACGCAGCUAACAAGAAAGAUAUGGAAAACGGGGUUACACAGAAUGGAGUACAGAACGGCUUGGAUGAUGAUAAAGGGUUUAACCGAACUCCUGGUAGCAGGCAGCCCUCACCGUCAGAUGAAGACUUGAACAAGAACAACCCGGUAGUCGUUCUCGAAGGUGGUCACUUGAUGGGGCACUUCCCAGCAGGCCACCCACUUCUCGAGUCUCAUUUCGAACCGCAGGUGAUGCUUGAUGGGGGUGGUGUCUUUGAACAGGGUGCCCCUCAAUACCAUCAACAGCAGCAGCAGGCAAUGGAGUCGCCCAACGUUCUGCCUCCAUCGUUUGAUGUUCAGGUGAGUGGGGAUUCGAAGUACGAUGCCUUACUUACAAACUUCCUUGCCAAACAGCAGUUGUUUCGGGGGCAACAGCAAACAGCGAGUGGAGCAGCAGCUGCCGCAGCAACAGCACAGCAGCUGCAAUUGGUGCAACAGCAACAGUAUCUUGCAGCGACACAACAGCAGCAGCUUGCUGGCCUAGCUGCAGCUCCCGCGACAGCGACAUUCCCUCCCCACGCACCUCCUUACAUUAUCAACCCUCAGGAACCGUAUGUCAUUGCAGGCCCAACUGUGGUUCCUCAAUAUUAUGGUGUACCUUGGGGAGUUUACCCUACAAAUAUAAUACAACAAGGUGCUGCUACACAGCAAAGAAGGCCUCUUACACCUUCUUCAGCAACUGAAACUGCAAACAACCUAACCCAGGUACAAGCCGGUCAGUACCAAGUAAUACCUGCAUAUUAUGAUCAAAACGGAUCAUUGGUUAUGAGAGGAAUUGGUAGUGGGACACCUAUGAGACUGGUUUCUCCAGCUCCGGUGCUAGUCAACGCUCCGACACCUGCUGGUGUAGCAGGAAACAGCAUGAGAUUGCUAGGGAAUCAAACCCAACAGAUAACAACACCUCCCUCCUCUAUAUACAGCAGUAACCAACCAGCUUCUCUCUACAGCACCCCUACUGCAAAUGGUACUGCUAUAUCAGGUUUGCCACCGCAGUCAGGGGCUAGUGGAAGCGCUGGCUACUCCAACAACUUGGCUUCACUAACUUCGAGUCUAUCUUCUUCCCUCGGUGCAGGGUUAGGCCUUGGAACAGGAAGCACUGGUAGAAGAGAUUCCUUUGACAGAAAUACUUCGGCGUACUCCCCAUCCUUGGAAUAUGGAAGAGCCAAGUGGCCUCAAAGCUAUGGAGCACUUGGUACAGUACCGGCUUCGGCUAGUCCGUUGGGUCUUGCAUCUGGGUCGGUCACUCCGCCACCUCUUGGCUCUGGCAGCGGUGGACUACAGUUGGGCGGUUUGACAGGAGGACGAUCGCUUUUGUCAGCUGCACCAGGUGCAGAAGCUAAAUUUCGUACGUCGACAACAACACCCGGCGGAGGGGUGCUCGGAACCCCUGGAUCUCUAUUUGCCAAGCUUGGAGGGGUUGCACGCACUUUGACCGCUUCUCCACUUGAUUCUAAGCCAACCGGUCGUUCUAGACUCCUUGAAGACUUCAGGAACAACCGCUAUCCGAGUCUGCAACUGAGGGACCUUGCGAAUCACAUCGUUGAGUUUUCCCAGGACCAGCAUGGAUCAAGAUUUAUACAACAAAAGCUUGAAAGAGCCACUGUGCCUGAAAAACAGCUUGUAUUCUCUGAAAUACUCUCUGCUGCUUAUAACUUGAUGACUGAUGUUUUUGGGAACUAUGUUAUUCAGAAGUUCUUUGAAUUUGGUACACCUGAGCAAAAGACAACACUCGCUCAAAAGGUCCGAGGCCAUGUUUUGCCUUUGGCAUUGCAAAUGUACGGUUGCAGAGUAAUUCAAAAAGCUUUGGAGUCUAUUUCUGGAGAACAGCAAGUUGAGAUUGUUCGUGAGCUUGAUGGGCACGUUUUGAAAUGUGUCAAGGAUCAAAACGGCAAUCAUGUCGUUCAAAAGUGCAUAGAAUGUGUCGAUCCACAUGCAUUGCAAUUCAUAAUCAAUGCUUUUCAAGGACAGGUAUUCACUUUGUCCACUCAUCCAUAUGGAUGCAGAGUCAUUCAGCGCAUCUUGGAGCAUUGUACUCAAGAUCAGACAGCUCCAAUUUUAGAAGAACUUCAUCAACAUACAGACCAGCUAAUUCAAGAUCAAUAUGGAAAUUAUGUCAUCCAACAUGUUUUAGAGCAUGGCAAGGCUGAAGACAAGGCAAUACUGAUUGGAGCUGUGCGUGGCAAAGUUCUUGCACUUUCUCAACACAAGUUUGCAUCUAAUGUUGUCGAGAAAUGUGUCACACAUGCAACAAGAGCCGAAAGAGCAGUUUUGAUCGAAGAGGUCUGCGGAUUCAAUGACAAUGCUUUGCACGUGAUGAUGAAAGAUCAGUACGCCAAUUAUGUCGUCCAAAAGAUGUUAGACGUGUGUGAAGCUUCACAGAGGAAGGUCCUGAUGCACAAGAUUCGACCUCAUUUUGCAUCGCUCAGAAAGUACACUUAUGGGAAGCACAUCAUCGCCAAAUUGGAAAAAUUCUUUAUGAAGUCGGCCAAUAACGUCGUCGUCGUCUCAGAACUGGGACCAAUCGGCCCACCAACAAAUGGGCUAUAUACUCGUACUAUCUGAAGAAGUGCUGAACUGCAAAGAGUGAAGAAGAUAAAAGACAAGAUACUGUUACGUUUAAAAAAAAAUCCACUGAAUCCAAGAAACAAAUAAAGCUGCCAAUUAUGAGUCGUUUCAUGUA